AAUAGAUAACUUGAUUUCUAAGGCAUACGGUACGCUUUGCCAACAUUUUAGUUUGUUGAGCAUCCUUUAAAAAACCUGAAUGUUGUGCAUACUUACAGCACAGAGGCGCGAAAUAGAAAUUUCAUUGAAUGAAAACAAUUUUUUCUCUCGUGAAUUCGAAACACGACGUAUUUUUAAACAUCGUUUAACUGUGUCAAAUUUAGCGAGUAGUUGCAUCGUUCUAGACAUUUCACAGUAACUAUCGAGUGCAGUGAUUUUAUUUAUUUGUGUUAAUUAUUGAAUCUGGAUUUAAAAAAACUUUUUGAGUAUAAAAGAAAAAAUUUGGCUUCUAUUAGUGUUACACCGCAAAGACACUAUCAUUUUCACGUACCUUGAUAAUAAUUUAGGACAAUUUUGUAAAUAGUGAAGUGAUCACCAUGAGCUUCAACAAGAAUAAUAACCCGAUGGCGAUGGGGAAGAUUAUGGGAUACCUGAAACAGCUCUCUACUGAAAUGGGUGGAAGCGAGCAGGGUCAUCAAAGGCAACAAGACGAGGAGCGCCUGUACCGUUCGCGUGGGCCUAAGUACGCGAGGGUACCAACACGACCGAGUCUCUCAGCAUCCACUACCUGCACUUCUCUUGCGACCUCAUGCGGUUCCCAGGGAACGCUUGCGCCGAAUUACGCAACGAUCCCUGAGAUUGAAUCUACGGAGAGCAGCAGCGAGGACGAACAGGACGCCUUUGAGAAAACACGCCGUCACUUCCAGCAAUUAAGACAGAUCAGUCUCGGGAACGAAUUCAAAUACAAAAUGGAAUUGGAAACCAAAGAGGAGAACUUACGUAAUUCUCAGCCAUACGUGAAGCAAUUAAGUUUGGAUAGCAAUAAAGUAAAAACUGAUCACACCAUCAAUGGCGACCUACCCCCGUAUGGUGUCACCACUCAGCGGUUGUAUCUGUGGACACAGAUAUUAGCUGCUUUCGCUGUAUCAAUGGGGUCUCUGAUUGUGGGAUUCUCGUCAGGCUACACAUCUCCGGCUUUUGAAACUAUGAACAAAACAAUGACAAUCAGCACCGAAGAGGAGACCUGGAUUGGCGGUUUAAUGCCCCUGGCUGCCUUGGUCGGCGGUGUCGCAGGAGGUUUCUUCAUAGAGUACUUUGGAAGAAAGAUAACUAUAAUGUUCACUGCUAUACCAUUUUUCAUUGGUUGGAUGCUGAUUGCGAACGCCGUGAAUGUAUACAUGGUGCUUGCUGGAAGAGCUUUCUGCGGUAUAUGCGUGGGAGUUGGGACACUCGCCUAUCCUGUAUAUCUGGGGGAAACAAUACAACCAGAAGUUCGUGGCGCUUUAGGACUUCUACCGACAGCGUUCGGUAACACCGGAAUACUUUUGGCUUUCUUCGCUGGGACUUAUUUGGAUUGGUCACAACUUGCAUUCCUCGGAGCGGCUUUGCCAGUUCCAUUCUUUUUACUUAUGAUCCUCACUCCAGAAACACCUAGAUGGUAUAUAGCAAGAGGCCGAGUUGAAGACGCGCGCAAAACGCUCCUGUGGUUGAGAGGAAAAAAUGCUAACACUGACAAGGAAAUGAGAGAACUCACACGGUCACAAGCUGAAUCUGAUCUUACAAGGGGAGCGAAUACCUUCGGCCAAUUAUUCUCUAGGAAAUAUUUACCAGCAGUUCUUAUUACUCUCGGCUUGAUGUUGUUCCAACAGCUAAGCGGAAUUAAUGCUGUGAUAUUUUAUGCAUCAAAAAUUUUCAAGAUGGCUGGCAGUACUGUUGAUGAAAAUCUUAGCAGUAUUAUCAUUGGAAUUGUCAACUUUGUGUCAACAUUCAUCGCAACAGCCAUUAUCGAUCGAUUAGGAAGGAAAAUGUUGCUUUAUAUUUCAUCUACAGCAAUGAUCGUGACAUUGGUUAUUCUGGGAGCAUACUUUUAUUUGAUAGACUCUGGUACGGAUGUCAGCAGCGUUGGCUGGCUGCCUCUAGCUAGUCUUGUUAUAUAUGUACUUGGAUUUUCUAUCGGUUUCGGACCUAUUCCAUGGCUCAUGUUAGGAGAAAUCCUACCCUCCAGGAUCCGCGGUACUGCUGCUUCAUUAGCGACCGGAUUCAACUGGACAUGCACAUUCAUUGUAACCAAAUCAUUCAGUAACAUAAUUUUGAUAAUUAAAAUGUACGGUACGGUGUGGAUGUUCGCUGUCUUAUGUAUAAUUGGUCUACUUUUCGUAAUAUUUUUCGUACCUGAAACCCGAGGGAAGAGUUUAGAAGAAAUCGAGAAGAAACUAACAGGGGGCUCUCGUAAAGUACGCACAGCAGCGACAAACAAACCGAAUAGCGGCUGUUAGAACACAUUAAUAUAAAUUUAUAAAAUUUUGUGAUAAAUACGUAACAAUUCAGGACGUAAAUUAUAGCUCCUGUGUUUAUUGACGUAAUAUUGUACACAUAUAUACUGGGCGAAAUGUUUUAUGUGACGCCUUAAAAGCGUGUAUGAAGACUGAUUUGGAUCGUUUAGAGUGUGACUAGUUCAUAGAUUUAGUCGUAGAAAUUUUAGUUAAGUAAAAAAUAGUUCCUUAUAUAUUGUAAAUAAGUGUUAAAACAAUUAUAAGGUUUAAUGUUGGUGUACAACGCUUAAGGCAUUUGGCUUUCUCUUUAUAUCAAUGUAACCCAGUAAAAUAUCUGAGGCACAAUAUUUUUGUAUAAAACAUACGAAUGUUAAUUUAACAAUCAUUAUGGUCUUAACAUAGUUCUAUUUCGAUCAUGACAAAUACAUUUAGUGAUUUAUUGUUAGUCGACGUGCGUUGUGUUAAAGGCCGUAUUUAACGAUAAGAACUUUAGAGACUUCGUAUAUUACGGGGGUCAAUAUUUAUUUUACUUGUAUUACACAUGUUACUAACACGAA
This is a messenger RNA of Danaus plexippus (monarch butterfly), 2869 nucleotides long. RefSeq names its product facilitated trehalose transporter Tret1-like. The record is from RefSeq and is a predicted model, not a curated record. Gene Ontology annotation, molecular function: sugar transmembrane transporter activity. Gene Ontology annotation, biological process: carbohydrate transport; transmembrane transport. NCBI's taxonomy places the organism in Eukaryota, Metazoa, Arthropoda, Insecta, Lepidoptera, Nymphalidae. Gene Ontology annotation, cellular component: membrane. Bases 417 to 2315 code for a protein of 632 amino acids. The transcript has 4 exons.